AGACGUUUAAGUUGUCGACUAAUAUUUUAUUUAUUGUUAAUUUAUUUAUUUAUACACAAAAUUAGUUUUAAAAAAACAGACAAACAAUGUCAAGACUGUUGCUUUUCGUGAUGAUAAUUUCGUGUGUGGUUGCUAUAGCAACGAGUGAAAAAAUUGGAGAAAACAAUGAAGUGGUCAACGUUUCAUUGAAUGCAGACAACGAUUAUAGAAUCAGCUACAGAGACAUAAGCGAAGAAAUGAAUCCAUUCAAAGUGGAGGUAUGGAGCGAAGAUGCCACAAGCCGAUAUCCGAUUCUGGUGGUGGUGAAGCAAGAGCGAAGAGUAACUUCCUGGGAGAUUCCGCUUCCGGUCAAGACAAACUUCGGGACAUCUCUUUACUCGAACACCUCGCGCAUCCUCUGCUACGAUUCGCAGACGGUGAUUGAUCGACAGCUUCAGCAGAAGGAUCACGGUGCAAAGCGGAGUUUCCUGGGACGAAAGCCGCGUCGCAACUUCACGGUGACGCUAUCCACAGCAAGCCCAACACCGGUGAACGUCCAUCUGAGAGCCGCACCGUACAAUCGCUACUUCAUCCGAAGCAAUGUUUACUAUGAGACUAGGUUUUCACCUUCCGAACCCGCCGUCCAUUUGUACGAGUUUCCUCCAAAUGUACUUCGCGACGACGAAAUCCGCACCGUCCUCAUCGACGUAUCCUCCGACGACGACGUCUGCUUCACCGUCUCAGCGCAACCCAAAAUAUGUCCCGUUUACGAUUUGAACGAUGACAUCGUCUACGACGGGAAGUAUCAGACUGUGAGCACGAGGGGUGGUCUAACCAUACAGAAAAGUGCAUUCCCUGAGGGUUUUUACCUGGUGUUCGUCUCCAAAGGUGACAAUUAUGACUGCAAUCACGGCGGGUCUCUGCCACAACCAAAAGACCGUCCUGUCACAGAGAACAAGCAAGCUUCGUUGGCGACGUUUCGAGUCCAGAUUGGGAAAACGCGCACCGAAUACGUGGGUGCUGUCCUCGUAGUCUUCUUCUCCGUGCUCGUCGUCUGCAUCCUACUUGUCAUCAUCACCGUUGCGUUCUUCUACUUGGGCAAGCACCAAAAUAUUGAGCGAUAUAAAGAACCGCGACGACCAGAAAUCGUUUUACCAGAGGAUGUUACCGACAGCUACCACGCCAAGACCGAACCGAAAGUCAUCGACUUCAUUUACAAGGGCUCCGAGUUGAACAGGAAGAAAUCGCUCAACUACUCCUGGCACAUCCUCAACAUUGCCAUCUUCUACGGUAUUCCAGUUGUUCAGCUGAUGAUCUCCUACCAGCGGGCGGUGAAUUACUCUGGUAACUUGGAUCUAUGUUACCACAACUUCCAAUGUUCGCAUCCGCUGUAUUUCACCGACUUCAACCACAUCUUCUCCAACAUCGGCUACAUCCUCUUCGGGCUUCUCUUCCUCGGCAUGACGUUCUUCAGGAGCAGGAAAUAUCGAAACAAACCGGAAUGCGGUAUACCAAAACUCUUCGGCCUUUACUACUCCAUGGGUCUGGCGCUCAUCUUCGAAGGCGUCCUUUCCGCCUGCUACCACAUCUGCCCUAAUCAAUCCAACUUUCAAUUUGAUACCAGUUUUAUGUAUGUGAUGGCCGCCCUCAUUAUGGUUAAGCUGUACCAGAAUAGACAUCCGGAUGUCAACGCCAGCGCUUACAGCACCUUUGCAGUCCUGGGAUUCGCCGUAGUUUUGGCUAUGUUCGGUAUCCUGUUCAAUUCUAUGGCCAUAAUGGUGAUAUUCAUUGUGGCGUACAUUGCUUUCUGCAUCUACGUCGCCCUAAAAAUCUACUUCUUCAGCUACGUUGUCAAGGGGAUGAGGCACAUAUACAGCGAGUACAGAAAUGAUCGAAGGGUGCCGAGCGCAUUAAAACCCAUACGCAUAGGUCGUUUCAUAACUGUGACCGUGGCCAACGUGAUCAACUUUCUCGUAGCAAUCGCCGGACUAGCUCUCUAUCCAAAAGUGGUAGACUUUGGCACCUUCCUCCUGGGAAUCCUGAUGCUCAACGCCAUUGUCUACGCGAUCUUCUACUGCGUAAUGAAGCUGAUAUACCGCGAGCGCAUUUGCUUUGAGGCCAUCUUCUACGGUUUGCUGGCCGCCGUCUCCUGGGGUUUCGGCUGCUACUUCUUCCUGAACGCUUCCACAGUCUGGUCGGCAACUCCAGCAGAAUCCCGCCAACUUAACCAGCCCUGCAUCCUCAUGGGUUUCUACGAUACUCACGACGUUUGGCAUCUUCUUAGCGCACCGGCGCUUUACUUCAGUUUCAUGUUCCUCAUGGUCCUCGACGACGAUUUAUACGAUAAACCGCAGAAUAAUAUAAACGCAUUUUAAUUGCACAUUUCGAAUCCAGAUCUAUUUUCAAUAAAAAUAACAUUUAAAAAU
Molecule: messenger RNA, 2405 nt
Organism: Nicrophorus vespilloides
Lineage: Eukaryota; Metazoa; Arthropoda; Insecta; Coleoptera; Silphidae
Product: SID1 transmembrane family member 1-like
Exons: 11
Coding region: 87-2354 (755 amino acids)
Cellular component (GO): membrane
Source: RefSeq, a predicted model, not a curated record